GAACCAGCACUCAGUUCCACAGGAGCCACAACGCAGACUGGGAAACAUGGGUCUGAAGCUGCUUGAGUCCAGACUUUGUCUCCUGCUGCUGAUGGGACUUGUCUUAAUGCUUGUCUCAAGCCAGGAACCAACCCCUUCCCAGAAGUUUGAAAUCCAGCAUAUCUAUAAGAGCGCCUAUCCCCGAUGUGAUGAUGCAAUGCGGAUUGUUAACAAGAUUAAAAAAACCUGUAAGAACCUGAAUACUUUUCUUCAUACAACUUUUGCUGAUGUUGUCCAUGUGUGUGGCAAUGCAAAUACCACUUGCAAAGAUGGGAUAAGUACAAAUUGUCAUAAUAGUUCAUCUCAGGUUAAUAUAACUGUCUGUGACCUCAAAAAAAAUGAAAGUGUAUAUCCUCAAUGCAGUUACUAUAUGAGAAAAUCAGUGAAGUUCUACAGAGUGGCCUGUGACAGGAGAACUCCACGGGACAGUCCCAUCUAUCCAGUGGUUCCGGUUCACUUGGAUAAGACAUUUUAGCUCCAGGGUCAGCACUUUGUACCUUCUCUCAUCUGCUAAUGCCCAGAUCAUCGUGGUGAAGAACUAAUUCCUGUCUGUGCUGCAAAUCAGCACCUGUCCUCCUGAAACCUGACCCUGACUCCCUUUAAUUUACCUGAACAGAUCUCUUGUAAUCA
This is a messenger RNA of Apodemus sylvaticus (European woodmouse), 669 nucleotides long. RefSeq names its product ribonuclease 2B-like. Gene Ontology annotation, biological process: innate immune response in mucosa; chemotaxis. The record is from RefSeq and is a predicted model, not a curated record. The transcript has 2 exons. The coding region runs from base 47 to 514 and encodes 155 amino acids. Gene Ontology annotation, molecular function: nucleic acid binding; RNA nuclease activity. NCBI's taxonomy places the organism in Eukaryota, Metazoa, Chordata, Mammalia, Rodentia, Muridae.